Plutella xylostella (diamondback moth) is the source of this 685-nucleotide messenger RNA. RefSeq names its product zinc finger X-chromosomal protein-like. The record is from RefSeq and is a predicted model, not a curated record. NCBI's taxonomy places the organism in Eukaryota, Metazoa, Arthropoda, Insecta, Lepidoptera, Plutellidae.
AUGAAGAUACAUGGCAACGUGCAGAAGGUGGAGUGUCCGGUGUGCCACAAGCUGUUCCCAGGAGAGCUGCGGCUGAAGAACCACAUGGAGACUCACAGCCAGAAGGUAGACGAGGACGCGUUUUGCGCCGAAUGCGGCAUUCAGUUCAGAAACAGAAACGUUUUGAAAGCUCAUCUCAAGUUCAACAAGAGACAUAACGGCGACGAUCAACUUAAAUACGAGUGCGAUGUUUGCGAGAAAAGAACUGCGACCAAGACCGCGAUGCAGUACCACAUAGAGGCGGAACACUUGAAGCUCGCCAACUAUCUGUGUGACAUCUGCAAUAAGCAUUUUCACGCUGAAAGACCGUACAAGAGGCACUUGAGGGAGAAACACUCGAGCCGUGUGGUGGUCAAGAGCAACGUGUGUCAUGUGUGCGGGAAAGCAUUUGCGCAUCGAAAGAGCCUGAACGAACACAUGAACCGACACACGGGGCUCCGACCGUACGAGUGUAAAAUAUGCGGCGCUACAUUUGGAUUCCAUUCCGCACUUUACACACACAACAAGCUGGUGCACCUCAAGCAGAGGCGAGUGAGGAAGAAGAAGACUGAUGAUCAGUGAUAUUAUUUAUUAUUGACGACCGAAUGGUGUAGUGGUUAGUGACCCUGACUGCUAUGCCUGUGGUCCCGGGUUAGGUUCCCGGUUG